This is a messenger RNA of Echinococcus granulosus, 1284 nucleotides long. RefSeq names its product Histone deacetylase 3. NCBI's taxonomy places the organism in Eukaryota, Metazoa, Platyhelminthes, Cestoda, Cyclophyllidea, Taeniidae. The transcript has 8 exons. Bases 1 to 1284 code for a protein of 427 amino acids. Gene Ontology annotation, molecular function: histone deacetylase activity. The record is from RefSeq and is a predicted model, not a curated record.
AUGGCUAGGAGUGCACAUUUUAAAUUUUGUCCGCGCCUUCUUUGCAGUCAGUGUGCAAUUAUGGGAAUGGGGAAGAAACGAGUGGUUUACUUUUAUAAUCCUGAUGCUGGCAACUUUCACUAUGGACCCAAUCAUCCGAUGAAACCUCAUCGAAUUACACUUGCGCACACGCUUGUACUUGGUUACGGUCUCACACAACAUAUGCAGAUUUAUAAAGCCCCGAAAGCUAGUAUGAAAGACAUGAUGGCGUUUCAUACGUUAGAAUAUCUGGAAUUUCUUCGGGAUGUAAAACCGUCGAACGUAAAUGAGUUUCCGAAAGAGAAAUUGCUGGGUUAUAAUGUGGGGGAGGAUUGUCCUAUAUUCGAGGGGAUAUAUAAUUUCUGCUCUCUCUACACUGGGGCAUCCCUAAUGGGUGCAAGAUAUCUAAACGAUGGAUUUACAGACAUCGCCAUUAAUUGGGCCGGUGGCCUCCAUCACGCUAAAAAGUUUGAAGCAUCCGGUUUCUGCUAUGUCAAUGAUAUUGUCAUCGCAAUUCUCCAACUUUUAAAGUACCACCCUCGUGUUCUUUAUAUUGACAUUGACGUUCAUCAUGGUGACGGAGUCCAGGAAGCAUUUUACUUGACGGAUCGAGUCAUGACAGUUUCAUUUCAUCGAUUUGGAAAUUUCUUCUUCCCGGGUACAGGCGACAUGUACGAGGUGGGUGCCGAGUCCGGCAAAUACUACUCGGUGAAUGUACCCCUCAAGGAGGGCAUCGACGACGAGAUGUACUUCGGCAUCUUCAAGUCAGUCAUUACGGAAGUGGUGCAGUUCUACCGCCCCACCGCGAUAGUGCUGCAAUGCGGUGCCGACUCGCUGGGUUGCGACCGCCUUGGCGUCUUCAAUCUCUCCAUCCGUGGUCAUGGGCGUUGUGUGCGGUGUGUGCGCGCCCUGGGCAUACCAACCCUCGUGGUGGGCGGUGGAGGCUACACGGUGCGCAAUGUGGCUCGUUGUUGGGCCUACGAGACUGCAGUGCUCCUGGAUCGCGAAGAGGACAUCUCCAAUGAGCUGCCCUACUCAGAGUACAUCGAGUACUUUGCUCCGGACUAUACUCUGCAUCCAGAUUUGAAUACGAAGAUGGAGAAUGCUAACACCAAGUCGUACGUCGACGCUCUGAAAUCGACUAUUCACGACAAUCUUAAGCAGUUAGUACACGCUCCCAGUGUCCAGUUCGUCGACAUUAAGGACAACUUUUUGGAGACCUUCGAGAUGGAAGGGGACAGUGAAGAGGAGGAGGAGGAGGAGUAA